CAGAGUUAUCAAUGGAUGACAACUAACGCUGGACUGUAUAGAGACUGAAUAACUGCGGAUAUUGCAGCCAACAAAAUGGAUUACCCCAUUUUUUGGUGGAAGUUCUAAGUGAGCUUGGUCUUUAUCCUCGAGCCACUCCCGAUUGGCUCAAAGAUGUACUGAUAGAGCCUUAAUACAGGAAUCACUAUUCCACUUGGAAUCUUUGUUCUGGACAUAUUUAUGCUCUUUUGGAAUAUGUUUACUGCUGAAUUUAUUGGACUUCUCCAGGAUGAUGAGAAUGGACUUUCCCAGGAUUUUCAUUAAAGGAAUUAAUCUGCAAGUAUUCAAUCCUUUUUGUCAAUAAGACAAGCUUUGUCUUAUUAGUUCAGUAAAGUUAUGCUUUAAUUUCAUAAUCAAAACCUUAUGGAUAACAGUCUCUUCCAGAAGGAAGUAUGCUCUUGAGAAACAUUGAUGGGAUCUGGAUGACAGCCAGAGAGAACAUGGGUCAGAGAAUUUAAACCACUGCAGCAAAAAAUGAUCAAUGUCUUACCUGUGGGAGCAAAGAUAAAUCUGUCUGUCCUCAUUUCCUCUUUAAACCGAUAGUAUCUGUCUGUUGGAACUUUAGGUCCUCUUAACUUGAACUUGUGGAGUACAGAAAAAGUAAAAUACAUUUGACAAAAUGAUGAUAAUGUUCAAUGCUACUCUGGAGACUUUCUCAGAAAAAAUUAGGGAACAGUACAGAGUGACAUCGGCUAGUCCAGUACUUACAACCCCCAUCGGGAUAGAAAGAAUAGUAACAACCAUGGGGUAUAUUCUUUGUGCAGGAUCCAUUUUGAUAAUCUCCACCAACCUUCUAGUAGCCAUUGCUCUGGUCCUGCUCAUCUGCAAGAAGGGCUACCAUAGCUGGUGCUUUGUCUUAAACCUGUCCAUUGCUGACACCCUAGUGGGUGUAGCCAUCACUAGAAUUGCCACUGAUGCUCUUGAAGGACGGACGGCCUCUAUGCAAAAGGGCACAUGCUUGUUGCGCAUGGCCUUCGUCAUUGCACCAACUGCUGCCUCCAUCCUCACCAUGUUCUUAAUAUCGCUGGAUCGCUAUGUAGCCAUAAAAUUGCCAUUGCACUAUUCACAGCUAAUGAGCAAGAAGAUGGUUGCUGGAAGUCUGAUUCCACUCUGGCUGGGCUCUGUAACUGUGGGCUUUUUGCCCAGCAUAGUGGAGCCAAUGCAGCAGGAAAAUUAUAAAAAUAUUUGUACGUUCUUCUCUGUCAUAGAACCACAGAGCAUCAUUGUAAUCUUCUGUGCUUUUUUCUUCCCCCUGCUUUCUGUCUUUAUCUAUUUCUACAUGGACAUCCUGAAAAUUGCCUGUGGCCACCAGCAGCGUAUACGGCAAAUGGGUUCACGCUUUCUACCGCCCGGACAUUACUGGGGUCACGUAAAAGCCCUGCGGACUGUUGCUGUUCUGGUGGGUUGCUUCACACUCUGCUGGUGCCCUUUCUUUGUGGUCAGUAUUGUGCAGGCAUUGUGUCCCACCUGUAAACUAUAUCACUUCUUAGAGAACCAUCUUUGGCUGCUAGGAAUCACAAACUCCCUGAUCAAUCCUCUUGUUUAUGCCUGCUGGCAGCGGGAGGUGAGGAAUCAGAUCUCUGUGGUCUUCGCAUAUAUUAAAGACAAGUUGUGUUGUAUGACACACUCCAAGACUCCGGACAGAUGCCACACAGACCAAACACCUAUUGGUCCGGCUGUAAGACUUCAUGACAGGACACUGCAUGUCCAUUUACACUGCAGUGAGCCCGUCACAAUUCCUGAUCAACAUCCUGAAAUUAAUCCCAACAGACUGAGAAUGUCAAUUUAAUCCAAAGAAACUGUAUAAGGUCUUAGACAUCAGCAAAUGUUCCUUCAUGGAUGUGAAGUGCAGAGUAUAUGUUUUUCUGCACAUUAAACAGAGCAGAUGCCUUUAUUUGCUUUCUGUUUCCUCUUGCACUCGACACACAGCCUUCAAAAUAACCAGAUCAUAGUUCU
Xyrauchen texanus (razorback sucker) is the source of this 1995-nucleotide messenger RNA. Its product is annotated as glucose-dependent insulinotropic receptor-like. The transcript has a single exon. Gene Ontology annotation, molecular function: phosphatidylcholine binding; G protein-coupled receptor activity. The record is from RefSeq and is a predicted model, not a curated record. Gene Ontology annotation, biological process: G protein-coupled receptor signaling pathway. NCBI's taxonomy places the organism in Eukaryota, Metazoa, Chordata, Actinopteri, Cypriniformes, Catostomidae. Gene Ontology annotation, cellular component: membrane. Bases 659 to 1828 code for a protein of 389 amino acids.